Molecule: messenger RNA, 4763 nt
Organism: Aedes aegypti (yellow fever mosquito)
Lineage: Eukaryota; Metazoa; Arthropoda; Insecta; Diptera; Culicidae
Product: capon-like protein
Exons: 6
Coding region: 1619-4630 (1003 amino acids)
Molecular function (GO): nitric-oxide synthase binding
Source: RefSeq, a predicted model, not a curated record
UAAUUCACUUAUUCAUCCAAACUCAUUCUACGUUGCGUUGAUAACAUUAUGCGACACAAAUUCCUAGCUUCGCUUCUGCGUUCUCCACGAACACUUGUUGUAGCUGCGAAUGUGCGUUAUAGACACCCACUAAGUGUAUAUAGACAUUUCUUCUCAACGGCUUAAGCCGCAGUGUCCGGAUCGUGGAAACCUAUUACUUUUUUCCAAUUCUCCCGACAAACCUCUCUUGCUCUUCUGUGAACUUUCGCAUGUACAAAGAGACACGCUUGGCUCACUAAUACAAAUGGUCAGUGAAAAAAAAAACUUGCGCGCUGUUGUGUACGAAGGUUUAUGAAGCAGAAUUUUAAAAUUAUACCAAAAAUUCAUAAAACGAAGAAGACGGAGAUUUUUCUCAAUGUGGUUUGCACGGAGCUAGUGCGUACCGAGUAUCAAAGCAGUAUGGUUUGUUAUGGAAAACCAAUUCGAUAUCUUCCAAUAUUGUUAUCCUGUGUAAAUUUUACAUUUCAUUGCAGCCGAAACACGGUGAAACGCUUAAUCGGGUCCCAAAGAAGAGUCUUUCGUUUGAAAUCUCAAGUAGGCGUGAAAAUGCGUGCAUAAAAAUCUGCGAUAAAUCCUCGACGAAUAUUGGAUGCUAUUCGAGUAUCUUUGGUUGAGCGCAAUGGUGAUCUAUUUACUGGACAUUUGAAAAUGUUUAGUGGUCCGUGUUAGUGAGUGAUUGUCUGAUGAAGCUAAACAGGAUUAUCUGUUGUAAGAUGUUCUAUUAUAUAAUAUCCUAGAAAGGAUUCUCGUAGAAUAUAAUCCUACGUUUUCUGCGUUUAAAUCUUCGAUGAUUGGUGUUUGCAGUUGCUUGAGUAGCAAUUAUGUGACAUUGUGGAAUUCUAGAGUGAUAAAAAAUUAAGCUUGUGCUAAAAAUAAAAAGGAAAGCCAAAGUGAACGGAAAAUAUAAUAAAUGAGCACGGUUUCAUGUUGAUGUGAAGCAUUGGGAAGCAAUAGAAUGAGAUAUUGUCAUUGGAAUGAUAUCUCCAGUACAUCAUGAAUCGAAAAUCAAUGGCGAACAUAUUAGUUUUUCAACAUUUAGAGCUCAAAGUAUUGUUUACGACUACGGAAUUCAAUUUGGGCCUGCGGAUCAGCGUUAAAGAAUAGCCGUGAAUAGAUGUGAAACGAACAAUGAUCGUUAAAAAAUAUAAAAAGUGAUUCUAUUAUUUGUUAGAAAAAUGUUACUCGUUCACGGAUAAAAAUAAUUUUCGCAAUAAUAAAAUACUGCACCAGUGAGAAAUACAACAGGAGAGUCUUGACCUAUUCUAAAUAUACCUUUCAAGUUUGAUUUGUCUACUUAGACGAUUGUCGUGAUGGUUAUGAUGGAAUAUAAUUAUCCGCAAGACAAUAAUAUCGGUAUAUUCGUUUUGUGUUGACACGCGAGGCAAACGAAGAUUUCAUGUUCAGGUGUGUGCCACAUAGGAUUGGAUCAACUACUCGUUAUUGAAUUUAAUUCGUCAUGUCUGAGAAUUAUACCCGAUCCUGCUCUCAGUGAAAAUCAUUCAAUACUUGAAUUAUCUAAGAAAAGAUACGCAUUGGUUUAAGUGAUACUGUAUUAUACGAGUAUACUGUACAGUGCAUCAUGAUCAAGCAGAAAUCUGAAGAUAUGCAACUCGAAGGCCUGGAUCCGCUGGUAUCACCAAACAGUAAACGAAGAAAUGAGUCAACGUUACGACAACUUCAAAAUGACAUGAUGGGAAAAGCUCGAUCUACAUUGAGCAGUUUAGGCGAUGUUUUGAAAGGAAGUAAAAGUGCUCCAAAUACUCCAACUAGUGCAAGUGGAUCCGGAAAUGAACCAUUUUAUAAACAUUCAUCUAAUGAAAUGAACAUUGAAGAAACAGACCAACAGUUUGCUACUCCACCACGUAGUCCCAAAACUCAAAAAGACAAAAGUACUUUGGACUUUUUCCCGUGGUCUAAAGUCAAAGGUAAAGAAAGUUCAAAAAGUGUUAAAAAAGAGAAACUUAAGCCUCAACAAUCUCAGCUUAGUGAUGUUUACGAAGAAGAAAUUGAUGAGCUUCAAUCAUCUAGGUCGAAUUUCCCCAUAACGGGAGCAGUGAAGAAAAAACCGUUGACUGAUAACAUGCCUGCAGCUCGUCAUUUGUCCCAAAUCCAAAAACCAAAAAAUAAGUAUUCAACGGAGUAUUCGGAAAUAACUUCAGAAUACAGAGAUGAGCAUGAUCUGAGUCGAUCUAUGGAGGAUGGCAUACAGUAUAUACAUCGUGAUAACUUGCGCUUUAAUGAGAAGUACUAUGACAAUCGUCCGAGAUCGUAUAAUGAAAAAUACUCACAAAGUUACAAUCCUGUUUAUCAUACUCGAGGUCCUGCGGAACAGAGCGAUCAAUACGAAGAAGAUUUUAGCCAAAACACAAAAAGUAAUAGAAAAUCUUCCAACCCAUCUAGCCCUGCGCCAAUCAAACAUAUAUUAUUCAACGAGGAGAACGAUAUACUUUAUUAUAAAGAUAACCAAAGGCCUACAAAAACAAAAUCAUUAAGUGAACAUUACAGCAGAGAUAAGCAGAAGAAUAUUCCAUUCAAAACUUCAUCAACGAAAGAUAACAGAAAAUCACAAGAUUCAACCCCAUUGCCGAUCCGAAAGGCCUCAAGAGAUGAUAAACCAAUGAGUGCCGCAAACUUGUCUCAUGGAAAUCCAGAGCUUGUAUCAAAUAAAUCUGGCAUGAAGCCCUAUAGAACAGCAAUCAUAGAAGACAAAUCAAGAAUGAUUCAAAAAGUAGCUGUAUCUAAACCAGGAUUAUCUAGAGAUUAUUCAAUUGAUUACAGAUAUCCGUUGAGCGAUACGCAACUGGAUUCAAUUCCGUACGGUAAUACAACGGAUCAACGAACCGUACGUUCGACGCAAUUUACCAGUGAUGAUCUAAAUGAGAAAAGAUUCAAUAGAAAAAUAUGCUUUCAAGAACCAUCUUAUGUGGAUAAAACUAAAUGUGAUACACUUCCUCGCAGCAGAAAAAAUCUUAGAAAAAUAGAAUGCGACCAAAGUGUCAAUGAGUAUUUAGAUAAGGAAAUGUUGCGUCCUCGUAGCGGGAGUUUAGAUUCAGAUCUUGAGUCACAAGCAAUGCGUAUAGUAAGAACAGUCGGCCAAGCUUUUGAGGUUUGUCACAAGUUAUCUACACAAGAUAGUGGGGAUAACGCUGAUGAACACUCGGAAUUAUCUCACUGUGAUGUAUCCGAACAGGAUCGAAGCUUUGAUAGAAUUAGUGACGAGGGAGAAAUAAAAAAAGACACUAUAACAACACAUCAGGAAUCUCCACGACAAAUCAGGCCUACUCAUCUGGAUUUAGAUUCUACAACAAACCUUCUCUCAUCUCAACGGACUACCGAUCCUUCAGAAAUACUCAAAAAGACUCCUCUUUCUGCGUCAAAAGAACUAAUAUCACUAAAAGAGCAACUGGAUCAACAGCAACUCAAUACCAGACAAAUCCUAGCUCAAUUAAUGCUUGUGCGAGAACAACUUAUUACUGAGACCAAUACGAGAAUCGAGGCGCAGGCACGCAUUCAGCAACUGCUGCAGCAGAAUCGCGAAUUGCUUGAGCAUAUUGCAUCUCUUGGAGGAUAUCAUGAGCCUGAUCGACCUGCAAUAUCUACAACUGCUAUCGGAUUAGCUCCACAGUAUCCUUAUUUUCAGAGUAAUCAAAUGCUAAGCGAUAUACUUAACUUAGGUAACAUGGGUCACCAUUAUCCUCCAAUGCAUCAGUUUACCAAAACCAAUCAACCAACAGUGACUACAUUGCAACAAUCUCUAAAUAACCCUGGUAGUGGAAGUUAUUCAACACUCAACCAAUUACAUAAUAUACAAUCCUCGCCCAACAUGCUUGGCCAAACGGUUGGACCUCUUUCAACACAAGAGCUUUUGAAAUUGAAUCAAAGUAUAUUGAACCAAAUAACGAGUUCCAAUUUCAACUCCAUGUAUCCGACAUUGUCUACGGCAAACAUUGGAUCUAGUCAACAACAACCUAACAGUUUCAUGUAUGCUAAUCAGAAUGCACCUGGCUUCAGCCCACAAUCAGCUGCUACCGAAGGAGCCAAAUCACCUUCGUCAAAUAAAACAACGCACAUGGAUUUCCAACUCGGUUUAAAUGAUCAACAAGUGAACUCAUCCAACAGGCAAUUAGGCGAUGACAACAUAUUACAUAAAAAUGAUCAACGUGAUGGCGAAAAUCAAACACUCGUGAACGAGCCAACACAAUUCAUAAAACCACUAUCUCAAGUUGGGACCCUAACAACAAUGGAUGCUGAUGGAAAAGUUAAAGUAAUUGUACCUGUUAACGCUAGUGAACAAGUGGAAGUUUCCAAAUCACCAAAUAGAAAAUCAGCAUCAUUUUUGGAACUUUCGGGCAGUGCAUGUAACGAUGGAAGUAGUAAAAAUGUGUCUAUACUCAAAGAACCAAAAGAGAAGAAAACUUCCAUUCCAAGUUUGGUAACAUUGAAAGUGACAGAUGAAAGCGGAACUGUUACUCGCAGGCUACCUGCAACACCAAGCUUCAUUACCCGUAGUACUAGUGAAAAAGUUCCAAAUCGUAGUCAAAUAAUGAGCCAAGUUCAACGUACACAAUGGGCCCGUCAUACUACGAAGUGAAAUGUCGGUAAACAUGGAGGAAUGUUAAGCAAUAAGGAAUGGUGUAUUAUAAUUGAAAAUAAAAAUGAAAAGUAUAAUAAGUGAACUAAAAGUUGACAUAUGUAUAAGACACAGUAAAAUGAUCAUAAAUUUG